Molecule: messenger RNA, 468 nt
Organism: Eucalyptus grandis
Lineage: Eukaryota; Viridiplantae; Streptophyta; Magnoliopsida; Myrtales; Myrtaceae
Product: chaperone protein dnaJ 11, chloroplastic-like
Exons: 1
Coding region: 1-468 (155 amino acids)
Source: RefSeq, a predicted model, not a curated record
AUGUCGAAGCUCGGGUCUCUUCAGCUCCCGCAUCUUCCUUCCGGCUCUUGCCCUCCAGCAAAUUUCGGGAAAUCACGUCCCAGGAAGUCCAAUGUUGUCUCGGCGGCUGCCACAGCGACUGUCGAGCCGGUCUUGACUGUCAAGGACUCGUCGGCCACGCUGUACCAGGUGCUUCGAGUCAAGGCUUCCGCCUCCCAGGCGGAGAUCAAGGCCGCUUAUCGUAGCUUGGCGAAGCUCUACCACCCGGAUUCGGCUUCAGCCAACGGAGACGAGGGCGACUUCGUCAAAUCAAUAAUGCCUACGCCAUAUUGUCUGAUCCAGCAGCCAGAGCUCGCUACGAUCUGUCUGUACGUGCACAUUGUAGUUCUAGAUACUCAAGCAUGGCGCCGCAGCCAACCAGAAGAUGGGAAACAGAUCAAUGCUGGUAGCUAUGACAGGACUGACUUUGAAAGCAUGUUUUUGCGAUAG